Molecule: messenger RNA, 4546 nt
Organism: Thamnophis elegans (Western terrestrial garter snake)
Lineage: Eukaryota; Metazoa; Chordata; Lepidosauria; Squamata; Natricidae
Gene: MYOZ2
Product: myozenin 2
Exons: 8
Coding region: 359-1153 (264 amino acids)
Cellular component (GO): actin cytoskeleton; Z disc
Molecular function (GO): FATZ binding; telethonin binding; actin binding
Source: RefSeq, a predicted model, not a curated record
UUCCUUUCUGACUAAUUCUACAAACUGGGAAGAUCAUCCCAUAAGGAGCAGAUGUGGAAACUGUUGGCUCAUUUAGGCUAUAACUUUUCAGAGGAAGAACUGAGGAAGAUAUGAGUGGCUGGAUGUUUGCAUCUAUAAAUAGCUACUUUAUGUCAGCUAGAUGCCAAUCUUUUUGAAGAGGGUCAGUCCCCAGUUUGUCUUGGUACUAGGCAUCAUGCAAACCCUAGAAGAAGCAUAGAAACCUCCCAGGACUGGAUAGGUCAUCCCCAUUCAUAGCAAAUUCCAUAAACCCUGCUCAAAGCAUCAAGAUCAGUAUUUUCUUGAACAAUAAGUAAGACAUUUUUUUCUGUUCACAACAAUGCUGUCACAUUCUGACAUGAUCAAAGAAAGAAAACAGCAAGCAUCAGCCAUCAUGAAGGAGAUCCAGCGAAAUGAAUCCCCUCAAAUGGAUCUUGGAAAAAAGGUUAGCAUCCCCAGGGAUAUCAUGCUGGAAGAACUAUCACUACUCAGUAAUCGAGGAGCAAGGCUGUUCAAAAUGCGGCAAAAGAGAUCUGACAAGUACACAUAUGAAAAUCUUCAUUUUUUAUCUAGCAAACCAAGAAAUCGCAAUGAGAUCAUACAGUGUGUCCAGUUGGAUGCUCAUGGCAUGGAACCUAGUCAGCUAAAUGCACCAAUGACACCUCCUAAUACGCCUGAUUCAAGGGGUCCACCCAAUCCUGAAACUAUUGCCCCAGGUUAUUCUGGACCUUUGAAGAUAAUUCCUCCUGAGAAGUUCAACACUACAUCUGUACCAAAAUACUAUCAAUCACCUUGGAUUGAGGCCAUCAGCAAUGACUCUGAGCUGCUGGAAGCUUUGUAUCCUAAAUUGUUUAAGCCAGAAGCAAUACCAGAACUACCCAGCUUUAAAAGCUUUAACAGAGUUGCUACUCCCUUUGGUGGUUUUGAAAAAGCAUCAAAACUUAUCAAGUACAAAGUUCCAGAUUUUAAUUUUCUGCUGCUAAAUGAUCCAAGAUUUAUGGUCCUUGCUAAUCCACUUUCUACCAGGAGAUCAUUCAACAGGACUCCUAAAGGUUGGACCACUGAGAAUAUUCCCAUAAUGAUAACUAUACAGCCUACAGAGGCCAAUGGUGUUCCAGAAACAGAUGAUUUGUGAAAAAUUUGAACUGACCAAAAUAAAGAGUAUCUACACUUUUGUUAAGUAAGUAUGCCACUAGGAAUCUGAGUAAAAAUAUCCUUUCUGGAAACAAUAGAAUUUUUGCAUAUUGUAUUUUGUAGAACACCAUAAUGAAAUUGCAAUUUAAGUUAGAGGUUGUCCUUGACUUAUGACCAUUUCUUGUGCAGCUAUUGGAAAUUACAACGGAUCAGAACAAAGGGACUUACAGCCCCUACCCAGUUAUGUCAGCUGAAGUGCCCCACCUGGGGUCAUAUGGGAAAAAAUUGAAUGCUCUCCCCACCCACCCUCCUGGUCGUCUUAGGCUUUGGGCCUGCUUCCCACCUUGCUGGAUUCCCAUAGGCCUUGAGCCUGCUUCUGACCCUACUUGGUCUUACACCCUCCUCUCCACCCUCAUGAAUCAGUUUCUUACCUUUUCCAAGAUCUCCAGGAGGGAGCAGUCGAUCUGCCAUGUGGACUUCCUAUAUGGAAGCCACAUUACAUUAAUUAGGCAGCAGAUGCCAUCUGGGGAAUGGCUACAAUGAAGUGUGGACACUCGGAAAUGGUGCCCACUUCUGGAAUGGCAUGAGGUCCCAGUGUUUAUGGGGGGGAGGGACUGAUGGACAAUUGUGUUUGAGAAGGAGGGCUAGCUCUUCCCCUAUCAGUUUCCCUAUCCAGUCCCCAAGGCCUAUGAGGUCUCAGCAGAGUGGGAAGCAGAGCCCAAGGUGCCACAGGGAUAUGGGAGACCUUGGGAGGCGGGAGCAAGCCACGUGUGAACUGGGAGGGUGCUGCAAUGUAGUCCUGGAACUGAACUAGGACUCCCCCAGCACUGAGGAUCCCAUGAUUCAUUUGAGCCAUAAUGGUUGCUUAACAACCACAAUAGUGAGAACAGGGUCUGAGAUUGUUAAGUGAGACAAACUGUGGGCACCUUGCUUAACAAUUGUCAUGAUUCAUGACUGUAAUGGGCAGGAUCCAUUAUGGUCAUAAUUUAAGGACUACCUGUAUUAAACUGAUCUUAAGUAGGUCUAUAUAUUAAUGCACCCAAUUUCAAUUCUGAAAAUAUAUGAAAGGCACGAUGUUGUGUACUGUUUAAGAUGUUUUAAAAUGUUAUGAUCACAUGUUGCAUGACUCCUGUGAAUCUAUGCACAGAGCUAUAUUUGCAGUUGUUCAUGACAGGGACCCAUUAUAUACAGCUUGUAUGGCUGUAGAUUCAUACAAGAAAUAUCCAUCUGUUUAUUUAUAGGCAAUCUCAUUCAAGAAUCUAACCACACUACAAAAUGCAUCAUAUAUGAGAUAGAUGGAAUUAAGCAAAUUUUUCGCAACCAGCUUUGCCCUGUUUUAUGUACAUUCAUUUAUCCACAAAAAAUAGUCACAAGGUUUUAAUAGGAUAGAGAUGAUGUAUUAUAGUUUAUUGCACAUACUACUUCAUCAAAUGUAUUUCUGACACGACCUUUGUUUCAUAAUCUGCUUAUCUAAAGGCAAUGUCCUUCUUGAACCUACCCACACUACAAACAUGCCCUGGCAAUCUCCUUUUAAUGUCAAGUCUCUUGGACAAUACCUUCAUCUCAUCCACCGUCCAUUGAGACAAGCUUGAAUCAACUUUAGAUGUACUGGUGUUAAAAUAUUGUUUUCUUCCUUAUUCUGAUACUAUCAAAGGGUAGCCUUAAGGUAUAUACAUCUAUUAACUUUACAUUAUCUUGGAAUAGGUGAUUGUAGUGAUUUGCAGAGGAGCAAGAUAGAUGUCAACAUCCUGAGUGGAGAAUGUCAUGCUGUUGUAGUUUUCUCCCAAAUUAAGAAUGGGUGGAUAGUAUUCAACAGCAGUGGGAAAAGGUUCUAAGGCAGACAUCAUGUGAUAGUAAUGUAGGAAAUAGAACAUAUCAAAUGAGAAUACUUUGAAAGGGAAAGAAUAUAACUGCUAAUUUUAGUCAUAUUUUAAUAUCUAUGCUGCAAGAUAUGGAAUCAACAUCAUAAAAAAGUAAACCUAAUCUAGGAAGUAAAACUAAUUAAUCCUUACUUCCUAAAAUCUAGGAAGAUGGAUUAGUCCUGACAAAUGCAGCAGGCUUCAUUUAAAAAGUUUUCAUUUGGGGAAUGAAAACAUAUCACACAGUGGGAAGAGAGAAACAAAAUAUCUUUAUAUUCAAUGGGAAGCUGCCCUGUGGCUGCCUACUUUUAGCAAAAGCUCAUUAUCAUCUCAUAACUUCUGAUUGAUGGGGAUCAACAAAGCUGCUCUAUUCCAUCAAUUCUUUUGAUCCCUUCUGUAGGGAACAAAUCACUCCGUUCCUUGUAGAUCAAGCUAUAUAAGGUCCUCCAAAUUUUUGUUUCCUUUUUGCUACCAUAGUAUUUCAUAUAAAUCACUUUUUUUUGUCUAGCACUUUAUCAGAUAUUCAGCCCUAAAGAAGUAUUUCUGAGAUACCGAUUUCUUUGUCUGAUCCACAAAUCUUCUGGUUUGUUAAACUAUCAAUUGUACUGUAUAUUCCCCACAUUAUGUUUUUUUUUUCAGCAUACCAGUGUGACUCUAGCAAUUGAUUUGUAGAAUAAGCCAUAAUUGGCUGGGGUUUUAUAGAACAUUAAGCCAGAAGUCCAUGAUUACAAACCAAUAUGAUUACAAUAAUACUUUGCACUAUGCCACAAUCAAGUUUAAUGUUAUUGGCUUAGUUACAGAGUGGAAGAGGAAUGGUGAUUUCCAAGCAGCAUUUAAAUGAGAUUCACUUUGUAAAAUACUGAAGAUACAAUUAUGUGCAAAUUCAUUAAGCAGCAAUUACACAAUAUGUUCUAGAAGACUUACCUAAGAUUCUAUAUAAAAGAUACCAUUAAAUAUAUUAUUUUUGCAGAUGACAGAUUAUAGAAAAUUUGAGUAUAAAACUCAAGUUUAAUAAACAUUUUAUGAGAAAGAUCUGUUUGAUAUUGAAGCCAAGUGAUGAAAAAGUUAAAUAACUUUAAAAGUGUGAUAAAAUGACUAAAAUACCAUUUAAAAAAUUAUUUUCAAUCUUGAAUACUUAUUGUAACUUAUAGACAAUCCAAAUGCUUACCUGUGAAUGAAUCCCAUUGAUCUCAAUGGAGUGUAUUUCUUGAGUGGAAACCUCAGUUAAAGUUCACAUGUCUAUUUUUUUCAGACAUACUGUAAGUUCUGAAAAUUGAAAUGUGUGUAAUGAAAGGAUCUUACUUUAAUGAAAAGAGCCUCCUACAUGUCUGCAGAACAAAAUUGAUAAUAUAUUUCCUAUAUCAAAAUAUUGUAUGUUCUGCAUAAUAACUAAUAAUACUUUCUAAAAGCAUCUCUAUAUAAUCUUCAAUAGGUGGAUAAAGAAGGUAGCUUCUUUAUUUUGCUGUGUUUAUAAAAUAUUGUUCAAUAAUAUUACUUGCAGUGUUGUACAUUGAAUAAAUUUUCCAUUGCAUUAU